AUGGAGGUGGGGCAGAAGCCACAACACCCGGCGCCCUCCUCCAGCACCCAGAGGCUGCCUGCCCCCGCCGGCAGUGAGGAGGCGCAGCGCACUUCUACCACUGCAACCCGGGUGGACCUCCCCGGGACUGCCUUGCAGGUCCAAGAGGAUGCUGCAGCUCCCAGCCUUUCUGGAGGAGCAGACAGGGGCGGGGUGGCUGCGGCAGCUGGGGAUGGAUUAGGUAGACCGCUGGGUCCCACCCCAAGCCAGAGCAGGUUUCAGGUAGAUCUGGUCACUGAGAAUGCUGGGCGGGCUGCGGCUGCGGCUGCGGCGGCUGCCGCCGCAGCUGCUGUCGCGGGAAGCACCACUGAUCCCCCGAGGGAUGGGAGAGCCAGUGGCGAGAACGGAGCGGGAAAGAGCAGCGAGGAAGCCAAAGGCCGGUUCCGAGUGAACUUCGUGGAUCCGGCAGCCUCAUCAUCUGCGGAUGAGAGCCCCUCGGACGCCGUUGGGAUCGGGGGUGAGGGGGCUAAUGUUAGUUUCCAAAAUGGGGGAGAUACGGUGCUCAGCGAGGGCAGCAGCCUCCACUCAGGCAGCGGUGGCGGUGGCGGCCACCACCACCACUACUACUACGACACCCACACCAACACCUACUACCUGCGCACCUUUGGCCACAACACCAUGGAUGCUGUGCCCAGAAUCGAUCACUAUCGGCAAACGGCAGCCAACCUGGGUGAGAAGCUGCUCCGGCCCAGCCUGGCUGAGCUCCAUGAUGAGCUGGAAAAGGAACCUUUUGAGGAUGGCUUUGCAAAUGGAGAAGAAGGUACUCCAACCAGAGAAGCUGUAGUCACUUAUACUGCAGAAAGUAAAGGUGUAGUGAAGUUUGGCUGGAUAAAGGGUGUUUUAGUACGCUGUAUGUUAAACAUUUGGGGUGUGAUGCUCUUUAUCAGGCUGUCUUGGAUUGUCGGUCAGGCUGGUAUAGGUCUGUCAGUUCUUGUUAUAGCAAUGGCCACUGUUGUCACAACCAUCACAGGAUUGUCUACUUCAGCAAUAGCUACCAAUGGAUUUGUAAGAGGAGGGGGAGCAUACUAUUUAAUAUCACGAAGUCUGGGACCAGAAUUUGGUGGCGCAAUAGGACUAAUCUUUGCUUUUGCUAAUGCUGUUGCAGUGGCCAUGUAUGUGGUUGGAUUUGCAGAAACAGUUGUUGAGUUACUUAAGGAGCAUUCUAUACUUAUGGUGGAUGAAAUCAAUGAUAUCAGAAUUAUUGGAGCCAUUACAGUGGUACUACUUUUGGGUAUCUCAGUAGCUGGAAUGGAAUGGGAAGCAAAAGCGCAGAUCGUUCUUUUGGUGAUACUACUACUAGCUAUCGUUGAUUUUGUCAUAGGAACAUUUAUCCCAAUGGAAAGCAAGAGGCCUAAAGGUUUUUUUAGUUAUCAAAAUGAAAUAUUUACAGAAAAUUUUGGACCAGAUUUUCGAGAAGAUGAGUCUUUCUUUUCUGUAUUUGCUAUCUUUUUCCCUGCUGCAACUGGUAUUCUAGCAGGGGCAAAUAUCUCAGGUGAUCUUGCGGAUCCUCAAUCAGCUAUACCCAAAGGAACACUGUUAGCCAUUUUAAUUACUACUCUGGUUUACAUAGGAAUUGCAGUAUCUGUAGGUUCUUGUGUUGUUCGGGAUGCUACUGGGAAUAUCAAUGACACUAUUACCAUGGAGCUAGCAAACUGCUCUUCUGCAGCCUGCAAAUUAGGGUUUGAUUUUUCAUCAUGUGAAACCACAUCUUGUGACUAUGGACUGAUGCACAACUUCCAGGUAAUGAGUAUGGUGUCAGGAUUUGCACCUCUGAUUUCUGCAGGUAUUUUCUCUGCCACCUUGUCUUCUGCAUUAGCAUCUCUUGUGAGUGCUCCCAAAAUCUUUCAGGCACUGUGUAAGGAUAAUAUCUACCCAGCUUUCCAGAUGUUUGCUAAAGGUUACGGGAAGAACAAUGAACCACUUCGUGGCUAUAUCCUGACAUUCUUAAUUGCACUUGGAUUCAUCUUAAUUGCUGAAUUGAAUGUUAUUGCUCCAAUUAUCUCCAACUUCUUCCUUGCCUCAUAUGCAUUGAUUAAUUUUUCAGUAUUCCAUGCCUCACUUGCAAAGUCUCCAGGUUGGCGUCCUGCUUUCAAGUAUUACAACAUGUGGAUUUCACUGAUUGGGGCAAUUCUCUGUUGCAUAGUGAUGUUUGUCAUUAAUUGGUGGGCUGCAUUGUUAACAUAUGUUAUAGUUCUUGGAUUGUACAUUUAUGUUACCUACAAAAAACCAGAUGUGAACUGGGGAUCUUCCACACAAGCCCUGACUUAUCUGAGUGCAUUGCAGCACUCAAUUCGUCUUUCUGGUGUAGAAGAUCACGUGAAGAACUUCAGGCCUCAGUGUCUUGUUAUGACAGGUUCUCCAAACUCACGUCCAGCUUUGCUUCAUCUUGUUCAUGCUUUUACAAAAAAUGUUGGUUUGAUGGUCUGUGGUCAUGUACAUAUGGGGCCUCGCCGACAAGCUAUGAAAGAAAUAUCUAUUGAUCAAACAAAAUACCAAAGAUGGCUUAUUAAAAAUAAGAUGAAGGCUUUUUAUGCCCCAGUACAUGCUGAUGAUUUGAGAGAUGGUGCACAAUACUUAAUGCAGGCUGCUGGUCUUGGUCGAAUGAAACCAAACACACUUGUUCUUGGGUUUAAGAAAGAUUGGCUACAAACUGAUAUGAGGGAUGUGGAUACAUAUAUUAAUAUAUUUCAUGAUGCCUUUGACCUUCAAUUUGGAGUUGUAGUUAUUCGCUUAAAGGAAGGCCUGGAUAUUUCCCAUCUUCAAGGACAAGAAGAGUUACUGUCAUCUCAGGAAAAAUCUCCAGGUUCUAAGGAUGUCGUACUAAGUGUAGAAUAUAGCAGAAAAAGUGAUGCUGACACUUCUAAACCAUCUGAUGAGAAAAGUCCUGUUAUGCAAAAAGAUGAGGAAGAGGAUGGCAAGACUCCAACACAACCACUGUUGAAAAAAGAACCCAAAGGCCCUGUUGCCCCAUUAAAUGUGGCUGACCAAAGACUUCUUGAAGCUAGUACACAAUUUCAGAAAAAACAAGGCAAAAAUACUAUUGAUGUCUGGUGGCUUUUUGAUGAUGGAGGUUUGACCUUACUGAUACCUUAUCUUCUGACUACCAAGAAAAAAUGGAAAGACUGUAAGAUCAGAGUAUUUAUUGGUGGAAAAAUAAACAGAAUAGAUCAUGAUCGGAGAGCGAUGGCAACUCUGCUCAGCAAAUUCCGGAUAGACUUCUCAGACAUCAUGGUCCUGGGAGACAUUAACACGAAGCCUAAGAAAGAAAAUAUUAUGGCUUUUGAAGAAAUGAUUGAGCCAUUCAGGCUUCAUGAAGAUGAUAAAGAACAAGAUAUUACAGAUAAAAUGAAAGAAGAUGAACCUUGGAGAAUCACUGAUAAUGAGCUUGAACUUUAUAAAACAAAGACAUACCGCCAAAUCAGAUUAAACGAGUUAUUAAAGGAGCACUCAAGUACAGCUAAUAUAAUUGUCAUGAGUCUCCCAGUUGCACGAAAAGGUGGUGUGUCUAGUGCCCUCUACAUGGCAUGGUUAGAAGUUUUAUCUAGAGACUUGCCACCAGUCCUUCUUGUCCGUGGGAAUCAUCAGAGUGUCCUUACUUUCUAUUCCUAAAAGCCACAUCAUGGACAGUCCUAGGGAAAUGGCACUUCAUUCCCUAGUAAAGUGACUUGAAAUCUUCUGUGAGACACUAACAUCACAGUGGCAAAACAGUGACUUUUCUUCCACAGUUUCAUUGAUUUGUAAGCACAUAGAGAAGUUGCUCCAUUUGCAUGGUUGUGGAGACUUCGGUUUUAUUCCUUAUUGUUGGACUUAAGAUUUUUCUUUGCUAUUUGAAUAGCAAUAAAAGCGUGUUUUUAUUUUCGAUUGGUGAAAAAAAUAUAGAUUUAUAAAAGCCUUUUAGCCUUGAGGUGCCUUCUGAGAUUAACCAAAUUUCAUCCAUAUAUACCCUCUUUUAUAAAUUUAUAUAGAAUAUCAAACUCUGCCUUUUAAAUAAGACUGUAGCUCAAAUGUAAAUUGGUUUCUAGUCUCUUCCACCUUAAAAUGAA
Molecule: messenger RNA, 4082 nt
Organism: Gracilinanus agilis (Agile Gracile Mouse Opossum)
Lineage: Eukaryota; Metazoa; Chordata; Mammalia; Didelphimorphia; Didelphidae
Gene: SLC12A2
Product: solute carrier family 12 member 2
Exons: 27
Coding region: 1-3648 (1215 amino acids)
Biological process (GO): potassium ion homeostasis; sodium ion transmembrane transport; cell volume homeostasis
Cellular component (GO): membrane
Molecular function (GO): ammonium channel activity; sodium:potassium:chloride symporter activity
Source: RefSeq, a predicted model, not a curated record